GUAGUAUCAGAAUAUGAUUCAUCCGCAUCCGAGUUACCAGGUUACCAGGUUACCAGGUUACCAGACUACAAGGUAACACCUUAUACCCCUGCUACCUUAUUUAGAAUAAUGCUUGUUUUAUUAUUGGAUGCGCCUGAUCAUUUCUUAAAUUCUCUUAAAUCAUUUAAAUAUUCAGCGUCAGCAGUCUACACUUAAGGAGUGUUAUGUGUGCAAAAGUGAGAGAAGAGAGCGACAGAGAGAAAAAAAAGAAAAAAUUUAGAAAGGAGGAGAGAACUAAACUUCAUACAGACAACUCAUCUAGGUUAGGCGCAGAGAAGACAAACACCACCAUUCAUCCUCUAUAUUCGAAGUGUUGAGACACUUGCUUGCUUCCUUAGCUCGUGGGUCGUGGGCCGUGGGCUGUGGGUGUUUGAACGCGAAGCGAAGUUCUAGCUUCCUCUAUUAUAACUCCUCCAGCGCUAUCGCUAUCAUAUAUCAUAUCGCCAGAACACCAGAACACCAGAACACCAGAACACCAGACCACCAGACCACCAAGGCCUAGCUAGCACCUCAUCGCAGAUUUGGCCGAAACUACCAGGUGUAAAUACGAAGAAUACAAUAAAACACAACUAUGUCGAGGUCACCGCAGACCCCUACGCACUCGCCGAAACCGUCCAGUAUCGACCUAUCUUAUCAGAACUCCAGCCCCGCCAUGUCGCCCAACAGUCGGCGGGAGUCCAAGUCUUCCUUCCAAGAUCCCCUAACGCCCCUACGUAACAGUAUGAAUGAGUCUGAGCUUAAUGAGCUCAGCGGUGGUGGUAUGGGCCAGGAUAACGGGCUAGGAAAUUUGGCCGACGAGUUGGCAGAUGCCUUGUCCGGUUCUGGAGAGGAUGAAGAGUACUACGAAGACGAAGAAGGACCAUCGCAUGCUGAAUUUGAACAAGAGGGAGACGGUGCUCGGGAACCGAUUGAUGGAACUAGGGAUAGCGGAGUUGACGUCGCAAGCCAACCUGAUCAGCAUGGCAGAACCAAAAGUACAAGCCUAGGCAUACCUUCACCUCCUGCCCGCGGCCACCGACGAGCAGGAAGUGCGUAUGACGGGAGCGAGUAUGGUUCCGAGUCCGACUUAGAGUCACCCGGCAUGCCCCCAAGCUUAGUCGCCAAGAUCGAUGCCGUCGAGUCGCUAGCCCGGAGAGGCACUGAGAACAAUGGUGGUCCUACUGAUGGUGUGUUUCAGCGUCUGACUGAGGGAUUGAGAGAUCUUGGAUCACAGUCUGGUGUGGAGGGAAGCACAACGAGACUGAUCACCGCUCAUUCGGCCCUUGCCACGCAUCUGGCUCACCAGACCCGACAAAUUCACAAUCUGACAUUCCCUCUGCUAUCGCCGCUCGUCCCGCCUCCUGACUCCGAUACCAUCGAUUCACUCAUUCCUCUGCUCGCCUCGGUAUCGGACGAAAUGCCACGACCCGCAACGUCGGCAUUCAAUUCCUUGGCUGCUCUGCAUUCCGUCACGUCAGACUUGGUACAGACUCUGAACUACCUCUCGGACACUCUACAUAUGUCGCGGCAGACAACCAAUACUGCCACGAGACGAUUACGAACGGCCAAGGAGAUGGUAGCGGAGAUGAAGCGAGAAGAGGAACUGAAGGAGGAAGGGGAAAGGUGGCUGACCAAGGGUAACUGGGGCGAGAGGCUGCAAAAGCGUGAGUGCGCUGGCGUAUGCAGGGAAGUCGUUGGAGGGUUCGAGGAAGUUUGCAAUGGUUGGAGGGCACGCCUAUUGGCGCAGGCAGAAUCGGCAUAGAAACGACAUCGUAUGGGGUAUGUGUGGUAUGAAACAUGCAAGCACAUUUUGCUUCUAACGGAGAGUUAGGACUGUCGUUAUAAUAGGUGGGCUAGACGACAACCCUCUGCUCUUUUCUUUCCUUUUGUCACUUCGGCAUUGCGGCGGAUAAAUAUCGUUUGCACUCAAGAGCCUCGGGGGCGUUGAUUUAGGAUUUGAACGGCUCUCGUAGUCAAUGGGAUAGACAUAAAGAUAUGCACGGAACUGCAGUACUCGGUCAUUGGUCUGCAUGUCGAACGCACAAUAGACAGAACCCAACCACCCUUUCGGAUGCUAAUGUAGAUAUUCUAUCCUACACAACUGUACAC
This is a messenger RNA of Hypoxylon fragiforme, 2127 nucleotides long. RefSeq lists its product as uncharacterized. The record is from RefSeq and is a predicted model, not a curated record. Lineage: Eukaryota; Fungi; Ascomycota; Sordariomycetes; Xylariales; Hypoxylaceae. The coding region runs from base 611 to 1780 and encodes 389 amino acids. The transcript is spliced from 2 exons.